This is a messenger RNA of Daldinia caldariorum, 3576 nucleotides long. Its product is annotated as glycoside hydrolase family 55 protein. The transcript has a single exon. The record is from RefSeq and is a predicted model, not a curated record. Bases 382 to 3120 code for a protein of 912 amino acids. Gene Ontology annotation, molecular function: polygalacturonase activity. NCBI's taxonomy places the organism in Eukaryota, Fungi, Ascomycota, Sordariomycetes, Xylariales, Hypoxylaceae.
GUGAACAAUCACUAUUGUUCAACAACAUUCGAUUUUCAAGAACACAGUCAUUAGCGACUUGCCCCCCAAGAAACAAAGUCAAAAGUAAAUGAUUACAUUUGCGAAUACAAGACUGCCUGCCUACUUAAUCUCUCGCUCUUUUGCUUUUUAUCCUCCUGCCUCUUUUGACCUCUUAAAUUUAUCGCAACUACGUACAUACAUCCAUAAACAGUUCCCUCUGUGUAUUUUUAUUAUUUCAUUGCUUUCAUUUUAUCAUCCGGACAAACCUCCCUGGAGGAGCAAUAACUAAUCUUGGAUAGAACCAUUGAUAUUCGACGCCCCUCAAGUUUGUGGAAAAGAAGUUUGGAAUCCUACCUAAGUAUAGCAGGCACUACCCUCAAGAUGGGACUUUCAAAGUUCCUCACGGUUUCUUUCUUGGCCGCCCGCCUAUUUUCUGGCGUUGCGGAAGCUAGCCCGACGGCAACGACUGAAGUACGAGAUGUAGCCAAUGCUGCCUCUAGCUAUUGGGUUGCCGACAUUAAACGCCAAGGUGUGGCCGCAUUUGGACAGCCUGACUAUAAGGUUUUCCGCAACGUCAAAGACUACGGUGCUAAGGGAGAUGGCACAACUGAUGAUACAGACGCCAUCAACAAGGCUGUCCAGGAUGGGCAGAACCGAUGCAUCAUGCACUGUGAUUCCCGAACCACUGCUCCAGCCCUCCUUUACUUCCCACCUGGUGUGUAUAUGGUGAGCAAGCCAAUCAUCCAGUCCUAUUACACCCAAUUCGUCGGCGAUGCGCUUGAUAUCCCGACGCUCAAGGCCACCCCGGACUUCGAUGGCAUGGCCGUCAUCGAUGCCAACCCUUACGAUUAUACCGUCGACCCAGCCGCAAAUUGGUACAUCAACCAGAACAACUUCUUCCGGCAAGUACGCAACUUCAUCAUCGACAUCAAGGAUAUGCCUAUCACCAAGGGUGCUGGUAUUCAUUGGCAAGUGGCCCAGGCCACUAGCUUGCAAAACAUCGUCUUCGAGAUGAACCCUGACACCAGCGAACAGAACGUGCAGAAGGGACUGUAUAUUGAGAAUGGAUCCGGUGGUUUCAUGGCCGACCUUACGUUCAACGGUGGAGGCAUCGGAGCAGACAUCGGCAGCCAGCAGUACACCUCUCGAAAUAUGACGUUUAACAACUGCAACACUGCUAUCCAUAUGAUAUGGAAUUGGCUUUGGUUGAUGCAAGACAUUACGAUCAACGGCGGAAAGCUUGGUAUUGACAUGACAAGCGACAGCCUCGAAACCAUCAAAGUCGGGUCAUUACUCCUUGUCGAUAGCAAGAUCUCGAACGUCGAAGUUGGCAUCAGCACCCUGUACAAGCCCGAUCUUCCGGACACCAAUGGUACCCUCAUUAUGGACAACGUGGACAUGACGCAGUCCGUCCCCACUGCCAUCAAGUAUGCGAAGGAUAACACCACCGUGCUUGAAGGAAACCAGAAGAUUGUUGGAUUCGCCCAGGGCCGUCAAUACACUGGAACAACUGGGAAGGCUGUCCAGACCAACAAGCAAAGUAUUCGCAAGCCCAAUGCUCUUCUCGACGGCAAUGGAAAGAUUUUCACGCGCGUCAAACCUCAGUACGAGACUGUCUCGUCCAGCAAAUUUGUUAGCGUAAAGACAGCGGGAGCGAAGGGUGACGGCAAAACCGACGACACUGCCGCGAUCCAGAAGAUUUUUAAUGAUGCCAAGGAAGGAGAUAUCAUAUAUUUCGACCACGGCGCGUAUCUAGUCUCCGACACGGUCAAGAUCCCAAAGAACAUUAAGAUUACCGGAGAAAUGUGGCCGCUUUUGAUGGCCACGGGUACCAAAUUCGCUGACCAAAGUAAGCCAGUACCUGUCUUCCAGGUUGGCGAGCCCGGUGAAGUAGGCAAUGUUGAAAUGUCCGACCUCAUUUUUGAAACCAAGGGAUCCCUUCCUGGCGCCAUCCUCAUGCAGUGGAACCUGGCAGGUUCUGAGAACGGUGCUGCAGGCAUGUGGGAUGUGCAUUUCCGUGUUGGUGGGACUGCCGGAACUGAGUUGCAGUCCGAUAAGUGUACCAAGAACGAGAAUGUUACAACCACUGCCAACCCUGAAUGUAUGGGUGCCUUCAUGAUGCUUCAUGUCACACAGACAGCCUCGGCCUACAUCGAGAACUGCUGGUUCUGGGUUGCCGACCACGAGCUUGAUCUCGACGACCACAAUCAGAUCAACAUCUUCAAUGGUCGUGGUGUGCUCAUUGAGUCACAAAAGCCUGUCUGGUUUUGGGGUACCGCUUCGGAGCACAGUAUCCUAUACAACUACCAGAUCUCCAAUGCCCAGAACGUUUUCAUUGGUGUGGCUCAAUCUGAGACGGCGUACUUCCAGGGCAAUCCCCAGGCUCCUGAUGGCACCACCGUUCUUGAAGGCUUCUUCGACCCGGACUUUGAAAAGUCGUGCGACGGCUCUUCGCAGACAUGCGCCCGGACUUGGGGUCUUCGCGUCACAAAUUCGUCGUCCGUAUAUAUCUAUGGAGCUGGUCUGUAUAGCUUCUUUAACAACUAUGGCCAAAAAUGUGUGGACGAACAGAACUGCCAGGACAACAUGGUCAGUAUCGAGGACUCUACUGGAGUUCACCUAUUUGGAAUCAGCACUAAGGCGUCGGUUAAUAUGAUCACCGUGGACGGCAAGUCUGUUGCUCUCGACAAGGACAACAGAAACAACUUCUGUGCCGCCAUCGCUAAUUUUGAAGUCAGUGCUGUGCCAGGAAACGAACCAGAACCGGGUAAUUCUGGAGAGGGUUCGACCUCGGCUUCUGUCGAAACUUCGACGUCAGCCUCAGGAACAGCCUCGCCCAGUACCAGUACAGCUCUCCCAACGUCAGGUUCUGACACCGGCCCCUCAGUUAGCAGCUCAUCCGCCAUCGAGACUCAGGUUACGGGUACUCCAGUACCAACACCUACAGGUAGCUACGUCCAGCCUGGUGUAGGUUCGAGUACCGAGACGGCAGUGGAGCCUGUGGUCACACCACCGAUUUCAUCAGAUACACCAAGUGGCAGUGCCGGCGGUGAUAAACCUGUGACGGUUAUUGUCACCCAAACGGUAACAGUACCGGGUUUGUGCUCCCCGGCGCCCUGAAGUACGGCUACUGGGAGCUAUACUACUCGGAGCUAUACAACGAGCACUACCACUAGAACAACCACGGUGACGUCCAGUGGCUGCGCGUCCAAAACGCCUCAUGUGAAAGAUGCCUGAGUUGAGCAGGGGUAUUCAUUCGCAAUAUUUCUUUAAUGAAGAGCUACGUUCAAGGUCCUCGGUCCUAUAUAUUCGCUUCUUUUGUGGCCCUAGUGGCAUUUACAUAGUUACAUUUUCAUUUGAUUCGGUGUAUGCAGGAAAAAAAAAGGAUAGCGAGGCAGCCAGUACAUGAGGAUGGCGGGCGUUCAGAUGAAUGAUAGGAUGCAUUUCGAGAUACCACUUCGUGCUCACGAGAUUAUUAGUACGUAUCUCGGGGAGGGAAAGUGACGGUCAAUAGGACGUCAAGGUGCUAAUUGCUCUGUAUUCAUGAAUAACCAAAAAUUGAUGUUAUGCCCUAUG